GGCGCCGGCUUGCCCUUUCCACUCUCCCCACUCGCUCUCCGCCCUGCCUGGCCCGACCAAGUGGCCCCUGGUGGGCAGCCUCUUCGACAUCCUGCGGAAAGGUGGCCUCAAGAAGCAGCACGAGACGCUGGUUGAUUACCACCACAAGUUUGGCAAGAUCUUCCGCAUGAAACUGGGCGCCUUUGACUCGGUGCACAUCGGCGCACCCUGCUUGCUCGAGGCUCUCUAUAGGAAAGAAAGCACCUACCCGCAGCGCCUGGAGAUCAAGCCCUGGAAAGCCUACCGGGACUACAGGGGCGAGGGCUACGGACUGCUCAUCCUAGAAGGGAAGGACUGGCAGAGAGUAAGAAGCGCUUUUCAGCAGAAGUUAAUGAAGCCCACAGAGAUUGUGAAGCUGGAUUCCAAAAUCAACGAGGUUUUAGCAGAUUUCAUGGAUCGAAUAGACACACUUUGCAACAAGAAUGGAGAAAUAGAAGAUUUGUAUUCUGAACUGAACAAGUGGUCAUUUGAAAGCAUGUGUCUGGUGCUGUACGGGAAGAGGUUCGGGCUCCUGCAACAGAAUGUGGGAGAUGAAGGCUUGAACUUUAUCAAGGCCGUCAAGACGAUGAUGAGCAGUUUUGGAAUGAUGAUGGUGACUCCAGUUGAGCUCCACAAAAGUCUAAAUACAAAAGUCUGGCAGGCUCACACAAAGGCAUGGGAUCAUAUCUUCAAGACAGCAAAGCGUUCCAUCAACAGCAGGCUGAAGAAAUACUCUGCCAACCCCAGCGAAGAUUUCCUUUGUGACAUUUAUUUUGGGAGCCGGCUUUCAAAGAAAGAGUUGUACGCAGCCAUCACAGAGUUUCAGAUUGCAGGAGUGGAAACGACUGCCAACAGUUUGCUCUGGGCUCUCUAUAACAUCUCACGCAACCCACACGUCCAGGAGAAACUGCUUGAGGAAAUACAGAGUGUGCUUGGGGCUGGAGAGAGCCCAAGCGCUGAACACUUGAAGAAAAUGUCCUAUUUGAAGUCCUGUCUGAAGGAAUCUAUGAGGCUGACUCCCUCUGUGCCAUUUACCAGUCGGACCCUUGAUAAAGAAACAACCCUUGGAGACUGUGUGCUUCCUAAAGGGACAGUGUUGAUGCUAAAUAGCCACAUCCUAGGAUGCAGCGAAGAAAACUUUAGUGACUGGACUCAGUUCAAACCCGAACGUUGGCUGCAGAAGAACAUAAACCCUUUCGCUCACAUUCCUUUUGGCAUUGGGAAGCGGAUGUGCAUCGGACGCCGCUUGGCUGAGCUGCAGCUUCACUUGGCUCUUUUCUGGGUUGUACGGAAGUACCAGGUUAUUGCAACCGAUGACAAGCCAGUAGAAACCCUGCACUCCGGACUCCUGAUACCCAACCGUGAAAUCCCUGUUGCAUUCAGAAUACGAUCAGAUACAGUGAAAAGGAAACAGUAGAACAUUUGCCAGCUGUUUCUUUUUCUGAAGAUGACAACCGUGAAUGCCUGGAGUCCCAGCUCCUGCCAUCUCAUUGAGGAAAUGGCAGCCUGUAGGCAUAUACUGAGCAAUGCCAAUGGCAGGACCAGCCAGAAUUUGUUCUGCCUUUGCUUAGAGGGGCAAGUCUCUCUGAUGGCUGGAAGCUCACCUGAGCGGUUCUUGGAGCACUAAAGUGAAACUUGAGCUAGAGCCCCGCUUGUUUGUGUUUUUAAAAGGAUGAAAUGGAAGAAUGACAAAGGCUGAAAGGCUCAAGAAAUCUCUUCAGGCCUGACAGAAAUCCUGUACUGUUCAGCUGCCAGCACAAAAUCCACUGGUCUGCUUAGUUUACUGUUUUGGUAGGGGAGUGUCACCUUCUCAGAAAUGGAUGCAAUGAUAUUGUCAGAUCAGGGAUGAGAAUGUGGGAGGAGAACCUUGUUUUCUCUCUUCUAAAAUUCUUAACAUUUUUAACAUUCUGUAAGGAUUUUAAUUAGCUGCAGGACCAGCUGCUUGUUUUGAUUUGCUUGUUUUCCACUUUUAAGUUGAUUAAAAGAAGCCUUCCAAGAGAGUUGCAGGGUUGAUUAUUAUGGAGGGGAGGCAAACAGCAGCAUUCCCACACGCUCAUGAGAGCCCUGUCCACCCCCACCCCUCACUUGUGUGUAUAUAGGCAGCACAAAUGGC
Molecule: messenger RNA, 2131 nt
Organism: Heteronotia binoei (common prickly gecko)
Lineage: Eukaryota; Metazoa; Chordata; Lepidosauria; Squamata; Gekkonidae
Product: 1,25-dihydroxyvitamin D(3) 24-hydroxylase, mitochondrial
Exons: 12
Coding region: 167-1435 (422 amino acids)
Biological process (GO): cellular response to peptide hormone stimulus; cortisol metabolic process; C21-steroid hormone biosynthetic process
Cellular component (GO): mitochondrial inner membrane
Molecular function (GO): iron ion binding; monooxygenase activity; heme binding
Source: RefSeq, a predicted model, not a curated record